AUACUGCAGAUUCGGUCUUGCUCAAAGCGACGACACACAGCAACCAUCAUCAUGCAGCGUAUAUUAUUGGCGUUCGCUUUAUUUGGCUGCGCUUUAGGACAAUAUGGUGCAUUUCGCGGUUUCCCAAAUCAAAAUGCUUAUCGACCGACACCUAGGCCAGCCUAUCAACCAACGGUUCAACCACAAUAUACACCCCAGUAUAGCCCUGGAAGGUUUAUAGCCAUACGUAGUCAACAGAAAGAUACCUAUCCAGAUGGAACUUACACGUUCAGUUACGAUACCGAAAAUGGGAUUUCGGUUGCCGAAAGCGGACGACCUCAAGGCACUUCACAGGGACAAAACGAGGUUGUCCAGGGCAGAUAUUCAUAUUCCGCACCGGAUGGAACUCCUAUCACCGUAGAAUAUACAGCAGACGAAAAUGGUUUCCAUCCACAAGGUGCACAUUUACCAACUCCUCCUCCUAUCCCAGAAGCAAUUAGACGAGCUCUCGCCGCUAAUCCACCCGGGCCUGAUGACUCAGAUUAUAGGCAACCAUAUAAUCCAAACCUUUACCGAAGAUAUUAAAUAAAAUAUUAACUAACUAAAUGAUUUUAAGAACUUCUAAGCUUGCAUUUAAUCUUUACGGCCUUACAUUACGACCAAAUGUCUGUACAUAUAUAUAUCGUAUAUAACGGAGAUACCAAGAUUCAAAACUAUAUAACAGUCACUAUACGAUAGAUGAAUAAAUCUUUUUUAUCUUUUCUCACU
Molecule: messenger RNA, 747 nt
Organism: Bombus impatiens (common eastern bumble bee)
Lineage: Eukaryota; Metazoa; Arthropoda; Insecta; Hymenoptera; Apidae
Product: endocuticle structural glycoprotein SgAbd-2-like
Exons: 4
Coding region: 52-564 (170 amino acids)
Cellular component (GO): chitin-based extracellular matrix
Molecular function (GO): structural constituent of chitin-based larval cuticle
Source: RefSeq, a predicted model, not a curated record